Molecule: messenger RNA, 4176 nt
Organism: Culicoides brevitarsis
Lineage: Eukaryota; Metazoa; Arthropoda; Insecta; Diptera; Ceratopogonidae
Exons: 5
Coding region: 429-4007 (1192 amino acids)
Source: RefSeq, a predicted model, not a curated record
AAAAAAAAUAUUAAAAAAAAAUCAAAAACAAAUGAAUUUUCUAUUUAUAGCCCCAAUUUAAUUUAAAAAUCAUCUUGAUAUUUCUUCAAAAAAAAAAAAAAAAAGUGACAAAAAUAUUUUCAUCUUCAAAAGUGAUAUCAUACGAGUUUUAUGUCUGAGGGAGUGGAAUUUUUGGUCCGUGAAAGCAUUUUGUCGAACAACAUGGAAAAAAUAUUUCGUAUAACCCAAGAGGGUUUAAGAAGUGCUUGUUGAAGCAAAAAUUGAGGAAAAAUAUAAAUUUCUUGCAUUUCACCUACACACACAGCCAACAUACACAAAAGACAAAACAACGGGCGUACUGAAUCAAAUGGCCUAGAAAAUCAUAUGAAUUUUGAUUAUUUGUUAACUUAUUUUUUUUGUUCCGUUAACCAAUCAUCAUCGUUUAAAAUAUGGAUAUACCGAGCAAUAAUGGUGUCCUUGAGAUCAAAUUAAAAUCAGAUCCUCAUCCGGGAUCAUCAUCCGAAAAAUCCGACAUGACUCCCGAAAAUUCGGAAAAAACUUCACCAUCUGUCGAAGUUUCCAAUGGCGAAAAUAACAACGUUACUUAUUUGGACAACAAAAACAUGACCAAAAGUUGUUCUUUGCAAGAGAUCAAAUCCCGUACUAAAUCCGAAGAGCAACAAGAAGCUGAUGACGUGAAGAAAACCCUUGCAUUCACGAUCGAUUUCGGCGAUGGAAAAGACGCGACGCGACAACAACGGCACAAAAGCAUCCUCGAACGAUUCGAACAGCGUCACAAACGGGGACAAUCCUUAAGUAAAUUGGAGGAAAAUGACAUUUAUCGUGCCGGAACGAGUCCAAAUCCCAACAAACCUCCGUUAAGUGGGAAACUUUCGCGAAAACGCAUCACAAACGUACCGAGCGGCGAGAGUUCAAUAUCCUCAGAACAGGAAACCGAUCAAAAAGUCAAACUUCGUGACAAAAAUGCACAAAUACGAGACUCGAGUAAACGUCAUAGUUGGAGUCCGCGCUCAAGUAUUCACGAAAAUCUCGUAAAAAGUGUUCCGUCGAGUGCUUCAAAGUUCAAAUCGAGUGCAGUGACCGAAGCGCUUGAGCAAGUCAAAAAUUAUCCGAGCUUAGAAUCAAAAAGUAGCAAUGAUCCACAAAGUCUCGAUAGCUUUUUGUGUUCCGAACCGCCAUUGGAAAGCUUUCCAACGACAGGCGACGAAGCUGUUAGUGAUGCUGGCACAUACACAGUUGACGGCGACAAUUACACUGAAGAGCAAAAAGAGAAAAUGAACAUUGAUAAAAUUGAAGUGCUUCCAAAAGAGACAAAAACUCGGCUAAUCCGCCCAACUUGCUUCAAAGAUGAUCUCGAAGUAAUAGAUUUGGACCUCCCAAAACCCUCUGCGACGAGAAAAUCGACAAGAAAUGUACUCGAAGUGAGUUAUAGUCAUCAAGAACCGACGAUCAAAGCGAAAGUUUCAUAUUUGGACAAACUUAAGUCGCGUGUCAAGAAUAUAAGUGAUCGAACUUUUCAAAAAAAAUCACCCGAAAAACAAGUUCUUCCAUCUCCGUCGGAUCUCGGAUGUUUCACGAGUGUAACUACGAGCGGAAUUUUGAGUUACAAACCGACGUUAGAUGACAAAAUUCAAGUUAAACGUAAAAAUAGUUUGUGCAAAGCAACAGUCGAUAGCUCGGAAUACGUUCAAGGCUUGACGACAGUGAACGUUCCCGUAAAAUCAGUGAUUGACGGCGAAAAAGUCGAGAUAAACAAUCCACAGAAAUAUAAACUCAACAUUUUUCACAAAAAUUCCGACACAAAAGCUUCAGACGACGACGAAGAUGUUCCAAAUCCAACCGAAAUACUCAAAACUGCCUCGACGAAAAAAGAUUGGAUACAGGAAUGGGCUCGAAAUGCUCGCGAGUACUCGGGAAAGAAGGCACACGUGAUGACUCGAUCAUAUGAUCGUCAACCAGACAAUAUGACAAUGUCAAGUAGUGAUUAUUACGAUAGCGAAGAUCCAUCGGAAAAUCAAAGUUUUUAUGCAGCACGAAGACAAAUGGCGAAAAAUCGGUCGUUUAGAAGUAAAAUGCACGAUAACGAGUAUUCGAGUGAUCCGAAUUUACGGUAUCAGGAGUAUCAGAGUAAUAGACGGAAGCAAUUUGAAUAUGAUCGGGGGCAAAUGAGCGAUUUUGGUCCUGUAACAUCGCCUUCGAGAAGUUUGACACGCAACGCAAUGUUAUAUGGGUCGGAUGACGAGCAAUUUCUUGCAUCGACGAUUUUGAGGAAGCCUCCCAUGAGCCCGAGUAAGAUUCCAAGUCCCAUGAAUACGAUGGGGAGACCAAGGAGUGUUAGCAGAACACGAGGCAGUUUGCAUGGAAGUGUCACGAAUCUUGACGAUGAAGCAGAUAUUCAUUUACAAAACACAGCUGCAGCUAUUUCCGCACUUGCGAAUUUACAACGCCGUAACUCUUUGCGAGAGUCAUUAAGAAAUAAUUCUUUACGAAAUUCGCCACGCAGUCCUUUAUCGCCACAGCACAGAAUCUCUCCAAGCAGUCCUUCACCAAUUUACGAUCCUUCGCACUCAUUCAAUGCACUCCAACGUCAACAACAGCAUUUUCGAUCCGACAAUCCUGACGCCGAGUUAUUGCAAGAAUAUAUUCGUCGUCGCCGUCCUUCGUAUGAACAACCGGAAUACGAUCAAAGUGAAAUUUAUUGUCACGGAUUCGAAGAUGAUGCAGAAGAAUGUGCGGAAAACAUUGUAAUUGUUGAAAAAGGGCAAAUUGUGCCGAACCGUCCUACAUCGUCGCCAGUUAAGGCUUUACAUAAUCAAAAGAAACUCCAAAAUGUCACAAAAACGCAACAUCAUUCGUCUCCGAUCAAAAGAUCGAGUUCGUUUUCCGUGAAAGCUCAAACAGAGCAUCGACAAAAGCAACCAACUACGCCUCGAUUAACACAGCGAUCGACGCCAAACCCGCGUGGACAAUUAAAUGCGAUUCAGAAAAGUGCCUCAAGUACGAGCUUCAAGCAAAUGAUGCAUCGAUACGAAGAUGAUGAAUGUGAAUUUUACAUAAAUAAUAAUGACAAUCUGAAUCCCGAGCCCGACUAUUCAUCAGAUGACGACGGGGAAUGCGAAAAAGAGCCAAUAACCAACACGAAAUACAACAAAGCCUUCUUGAUGCGUGUCGAAAAAAGCAAAAAAGUUAUUGCUUCAAGUGCUCCGACAACGCAAAAAGGAAAUGUUGCCUGUCCGAAUACUCCGCAAAUGUCGCGUCACGAUGGAAAUGGAAAAGCUCGCAUGUCGUUGCGUGAAAGAGCUUCAAUGCCUCGCGAUUCUAGUCUGAACCGAUUGAAAGAAGACAUCACGAGGAAACGAUUAAGCGACAUAACUGCCAAAGACUCAAUUAUGAGUCGAUCUGCGGGAAGUGCAAGUCUUUCGAAUUCUCAAUCGGGUAAAGUACUUCCAAAGUAUCUCGAUAUUUCGAAAUACAAAGCGACAACAACGCAAGGACAAAAUUUUUUGAAAAAAGACGAGAGUAAGAGUUAUCUCACGAAAUCAGAAGUUAAACGAACGCCAAGUAGUGCUUCGGUUAUUGGAGCGAGAAAUGAUGUGGCGCGUGCGAGUAUUCGUUCCGUAAAAAGUGCAGGAUCAAAACCGGGAAUUAAGAAAUUGCCGGAUCCAGUUGCUAUUGCUCAAGAAGCAAAAAAACAAGAAUUGGAAAUGUGGAAACGUCGUGCAAAAUAUGAUCCCAUGAAGGCAGCUGCUGAAGGCAAACGAAAACAGCAACUUAGUAGACAACAAAAUAAUCCAUCAUCCGAGAGACAAAAUAAGAAUUUUGAAAGCUCCGUCCUUCGAUCACAAUCCUUCCAUUGUGGCGUCGAUAGUCAAAACCCCGCAAGCUUGUCAAAUAGUCAAAGUAAUUACAACAUGGUAGAAAUACGGAAGUCCUUGGGAAAUCAAUGGAAUAUGACAUCAACGGAGUCAAGUGAUAUAGAUGACGAUUUUAACACAAAUACUUCAUAGCUUCCUUAAUUGUUAGAAACUUUUCUUUACCACUUAAUCUUAAUUAUUUUUUCGAAUACGUCCCUUUAUGAAUUAAUUAUUUAUCUUAAUUAUUUAGUGCACGUUGAACAUGUGUGUAUGUUGUCUCAUUUUUUUUUUCGUUUUUGUCACUGUUUGUUAAACAUUUUAA